Stegodyphus dumicola is the source of this 834-nucleotide messenger RNA. Its product is annotated as zinc finger protein 32-like. Lineage: Eukaryota; Metazoa; Arthropoda; Arachnida; Araneae; Eresidae. The record is from RefSeq and is a predicted model, not a curated record.
AUGAGUCUUUAUUUGCUGGAUAUAGAAUGUAAUGGUGAUACAGUUUAUAACCAUGAUAGAGUAAAUAAAAAUUUCUCAUUCACCCAAAAACUGUCAUCUCCAAGACAUUUAAGUUCUGAACAAUUCAAGUGCCAGUUCUGUCCUUUUAAAACUAAUCAAGCAUCCAGUCUGAAAAAUCAUGUUUUAGUUCAUACUCAACAAAUGAUGUUUAUUUGUCAAGUCUGUCAAAAACCAUUUAGCCAAAAGGGUAAUCUUAAAGUUCACAUGAGACUUCACACUGGCAAAAAGCCUUUUAAAUGUGAAAUAUGUCAUAAAUCCACGAAGUUCAACCUUAAAGUACACCUGCGAACUCAUACUGGUGAAAGACCAUUUAAAUGUGAAAUUUGUUCUCGCUAUUUCACCACUCGUUCUAACUGGAAAGUCCAUUUCAGGAGGUGGCAUUUCAGUUCUUCAUAAAACUCCCAACUUCUUCUAUCUUCUGCUUAAUGUAUAGGUUUUUGUGUUCUUACUUUGUGCCAGUUACUUGGAUAUCUCCUUUUAAAGAAAUGUAAUUCAUCUGAGAUGUUUUUUGUCUUGAUAGUGUGUUAUAUAAACUAAGAUGAUUAUAUACAGUCAAAAGUUGUUAAUCCUGACACCCAUAAUACGGACCUCAAAGCUACAAACUUUCUGCACAUGCGUCAACACAUAAUGCGUUCACACAUGCAUGUAUUACCUUUACGCAUGCGUGUGCGCAUGUGCAUAAUGCGUUUAUGCAUGCACGUUUGAUGUAUAACGGACGGUAUAAGCUAAGCUAAAAUUAUCUAAUUCAGUUAAUGUUGCAGAUUGCGUUGUUCC